This is a messenger RNA of Dermatophagoides pteronyssinus (European house dust mite), 941 nucleotides long. RefSeq lists its product as uncharacterized. The record is from RefSeq and is a predicted model, not a curated record. Lineage: Eukaryota; Metazoa; Arthropoda; Arachnida; Sarcoptiformes; Pyroglyphidae. Gene Ontology annotation, biological process: regulation of gene expression. Gene Ontology annotation, cellular component: nucleus.
GAUCAUUGAUCUGAUUGAUGUCAUCGUUUUCACAUGUGAUAUUGGUCUUUAUUUUGUGCCACCCUUGAUAUUGAAAUCGUUUUUGCUCAACAUACUACCCUGCACAAAUGGCUGGUCAACAACAAUCAUCGUUUGGCAAUUUAAAUGAUGAAAAUGCCAAUCCAAAUGUAACAAUGGCCGAAUUACUUCUUGGUAAAGAUCAUCGACAAAAAAUUGAACAAUUGAAAGAUUCAUUCAAAAUAGAAAAUAAAGAUUCCAAUCAAACUGAGCAUUUGCCAUCUACGGAAAUAUUGGAAGAGAGAAAUGUCUUUAUAUUGCAAAGUAAAAUCAUUACGCUUGAAUCAAGAAUAUUCACUUUGGAAUCGCAAAAUAAAGCCAAUCGACAAGAAUCUCUUCGUUUAAAAUCCAAAAUAUCGGAAAAAAAUGAACAACUUUGGAGUGUGCGAAGAUUGGAUGCCAUCAAAGAUGAGAAAAACCAUGAAUUAAUGCAGCAGAUUGCUUCAUUGCAAUCCCAAUUGGAAUCAUCUGUUCGUUCGAAAGCGGAGACAUUGGAAAAAAAUGAACAACUUUCGAAAUUGCAAAGAACGCUGAAAGCAAAAUUAGAUUCUGUUCAAAGAUUGAAUACCAUCAAAGAUGAGAAAAACAAUGAAUUAAUGCAAAAGAUCGCUUCGUUGCAAUCCCAAUUGGAAUCAUCUGUUCGUUCGAAAGCAGAAACUGAUGAUGAUGGUUACGAUGAUGAAACUUCCAAACAACGACCAUUUCAGUGUGAUACAUGUGGGGCCAGAUUUAAAAGAAAUUAUCUUUUGGAACGUCAUCAUCUAUCACAUUCAGACAGACGUCCUUUCAAAUGUUCAGUGUGUAAAACCAGAUUUAAACGUAAAGAUGAUAUGCAACGUCAUUAUCGAAGCAAACAUUUAUAAAUGUGAUUUAAAAUGAUUGAU